AUCAAAUGGAGUACACAUCGAACACUUUUCCACCUGAAAACGUGUCCCACUCCUCCUCUGUUGUCUCCCUCUGUCCCACCGCCGCCACCCUCUUCUUCCUCCCCUCCGCCUACACGCUCCUCUUCCUCACCGCUCUCCCGGGAAACGCUCUGUCUCUGUGGGUUUUCCGGCGGUGCAUCUCCUCCGUCUCCCCAAUCCACGUCUGUCUGUCCCACCUGAGCAUCUCCAACCUCAUUCUGUCCCUCACCACGCCCUUCCUCGCGGCCUACUUCGCCUGGGGCUCCGUGUGGAUGCUGAGCGGCGUCCUGUGUCAGCUGGUGCUGCACGGCAUCACCCCGGUGCUCCACAUCAACAUCUACAUCAGCAUGAUGAUCCUGACCUGGGUCGCCCUGAGCCGCUUCGCAGCCCUGAUCCAGCACACCCACGCCGCCCGGCCCAGCGGCUUCACCAAGCUGCUGCCGCACACCUUCUUCGCCCGGCUCACGAGGCCCUCCUUCGCCAGCAGGGUGUGUGUCGGGGUGUGGAUGGUGGCGGUGGGGUGCACGGUGCCGGUGACGGUUUACUACUCGGUGAGAGAAGCUGCGAGCGCCAACGCCGCCGCCAUAGGUGGAUGGGUGGAGGUGUGCUACAGCCCCGCGGUGGAGAUCGGCGGCAGUCUGUCCGCGACGGUCACCGUGCCCGUGAUCACGCUGUUCUUUGUGUUCUACCUGCUGGUGCUGCUCUCCUACAUGACGGUGCUGAGGCACAUCAGACGCUCACGCCGCAGCACCAACGUCACCACCUCCCAGAGCCUGCUGGGUCGAGUGCUCCGAAACAUCGUGGUCAUCCAG
This is a messenger RNA of Plectropomus leopardus (leopard coralgrouper), 830 nucleotides long. NCBI's taxonomy places the organism in Eukaryota, Metazoa, Chordata, Actinopteri, Perciformes, Serranidae. The record is from RefSeq and is a predicted model, not a curated record.